AAGUAGAGUAACUAAUUACUGUUCAUUUUUAGGUAUUUUAAUUACAGUUACUUACAAUGUACUUGCAUUACAUUGUGAAAUAACUAAACUCGCUGAAAAUCAUUAUUUAAUUUCAAUAAUUUAUCUUCUAAAGGUAAAAAUAAACUCUGCCGCUUUAACAUCGCUGUAGUGCAGCUGUACAUCAUUUCGCGCCAGUUUGCUGCAUAGUCGUAUUCUACAGCGGAAGAUGUCGGACUCGGCUGAAGCGAGUGGCUGUUUUAUGAAAUUGAAAUAUUCCCGUCACUUCACUUUUCUAAAACAAGCAGACAAAAACAUUACGGUAAUAUGUAAGCUAUGUCCUGGGGAGAAAAAACUAUCGGCCGCUGUCAAUAGCACGAGUAAUCUGCUGAAGCACCUGACACGGCAGCACAGACAAAGCCUUCUGAGUGAGCCAUCUUCAUCAUCCAUGGAUAACACCGCGGCAACUCCUGCUAAGCAGACGAAACUUGAUUUCACUUCAGCAACACAGAAAGUGUCUGAAGGUGAGCUUAAGAAAAUGAUUGCAGGCUACGUUGUGGAAGAGAUGCUACCGCUGCGUACUGUAGAGUCUCCGUCUUUUAGGUGCAUAUUAAACAAAAUACCUGUGUGUGUCAAAAAAGCAGCACUGCCCGAUCGAAAAACGUUUUCUACUUACUUAGAUAAGUGUUAUGCUGACAUGGAAAUGGAGCUUAAAGAGACAUUCGAGAGUUUGGAAUAUAUUUCCACGACUGCUAACAUUUGGACGAGCCAUAAUAAAAGUUUUCUCAGAAUGACGGCACACUGGACUGAUCCUUCUACUUUUGUACGAGGACAUGCAGCGCUAGCAUGUAAAAGAGUUCGAGGGAGACACACAUAUGAAGUCAUCAGCAAUGAAAUCGAGCAAGUACAUUCGGCUUAUGGACUGAACUCUAAAGUGACAGCCACCGUGACAGACAACGGGUCCAAUUUUAUCAAAGCUUUUAGAAUGUUCCAAAAAUCAGACUCUGAUGAGGAAUCGGAAGAAGAUGAAGAGGUGACAUUUACUGAUGUUGAGCAGACCCUCUCCACAGAAUCUGAAGGGCAGUUUUCUCUCCCUCCACACUUAAGGUGUGCAUCACACACACUGAACUUAAUUUUUCAUGAUGUUGAGAAAUGGCUUCAAGCAAAUGAGGCAAAAUUCAUCUACAGAAGUGCAACUUCAAAGUGUUCUGCAAUGUGGACAAAAGCAAACCGUUCUUCUGUUGCUUCAGAGUUGGUAGAUAAUUUUUUCAAGAAAAAACUCAUAGUACCUGUUUCAACACAAUGGAAUUCAUUUCACGACGCCCUAUCCAGGAUCACUGACAUUCCUCUUGCUGAAUUAACUACUGUCUGCACUCAGUUUGGAAUCAAAUGCUUCACUGAUCGGGAGUAUCUGUUCCUAAAGGAGUAUUGUAUCGUGUUGAAGCCACUCACUGUUGCACUAGACAUAUUGCAAGGAGAAGAGAACUGCUAUUUUGGAAUCCUUCUUCCAACUCUGGAGAUUCUAAUGUCCAGGACGCUGGCACUGCAGGACGAGCUUAAGCUGACAGCAUCCCUCCCUGAUAUCAUUGUUAAGGCGAUCAAGGUGCACUUUUCCUCAAUGAUGGACAAUAAAGAAGCUCCUGGCUGCAGUCACUUUGCCUAAAUUUAAGUUACGCUGGAUCAGAGAAGAAGAGAAAAAAGACAUGGUUAGGGCAAUGCUUACUACAGAGUGCCGUGGGUUGUCUCUUGAAGAUCAACAACCUGCUCAAGAUCACAAGAACCCUGCUGGACUCCACUGAUGACUUUUUUUCAUUUGAGGAGGACGACUGUACCUACUCUGGUGAAACAGAGGUGAUGGAAUAUUUGAAAUCUGCUGGGUCUGAGCUGGGUGUUCUUAGCCAGUUUCCCAGGAUUAAGGCCAUUUCACUGAGGCACAACACAGCCACACCAUCAAGCGCACCAGUCGAAAGGCUUUUUAGCCUCGGCAAUCUUGUGCUUACACCCAGAAGGAACAGACUGUCAAGUGAACGCUUUGAGAGACUUACAUUAAUGAGAUGCAACAACUUGUUCAAAAACAACACAGCUAAGUAGUACAAAAAAUGUUUUGGAAAACAUGGUGCAUACAGCAUGCAGGAAAUAUGGUGCUCAUUGGUUUGAGGAAGUUUUUUUGUUAUUCAGAUAUGUUGCAGGAAAAAUAUAUUUGUUAUUCUGGAAUUGUGUUUCUUAGCUAAAGAAAGUUACAUUCCUUACUAAAAAAUGUAAUUAUUAAAGAAUGUUUUUUUUAUAGAAUGUAAUAAAGAUGAUUCAGGAAGCAAAAAGGCUAAACUAUUUCAUGUUGACUCGUAUUUUUUUUAAAAAAUUAUUUAUUAUUUAAAGAGUUUAAUUUCUAUUGUUUGUCCACUCAAGGUUUAUGGGGAUUUUAAUAAGUAUUUAGUUAAAUUACUUAUUGAGUAAUUAAGUUACUUUUCAGACACAGUAAUUAGAUAAGUAUUUUAAAUACAAUAUUGAUUAAGUAAUUAGUAAUAGUAAUUAAUUACUUUUUUAAAGUAACUU
Molecule: messenger RNA, 2550 nt
Organism: Oreochromis niloticus (Nile tilapia)
Lineage: Eukaryota; Metazoa; Chordata; Actinopteri; Cichliformes; Cichlidae
Exons: 2
Coding region: 227-1660 (477 amino acids)
Molecular function (GO): DNA binding
Source: RefSeq, a predicted model, not a curated record